Messenger RNA from Ascoidea rubescens DSM 1968, 2199 nucleotides. Its product is annotated as heat shock protein 70. The transcript has a single exon. Gene Ontology annotation, cellular component: nucleus; cytosol; plasma membrane. The coding region runs from base 168 to 2129 and encodes 653 amino acids. Lineage: Eukaryota; Fungi; Ascomycota; Saccharomycetes; Ascoideales; Ascoideaceae. Gene Ontology annotation, molecular function: misfolded protein binding; ATP-dependent protein folding chaperone; ATP binding. Gene Ontology annotation, biological process: cellular response to unfolded protein; vesicle-mediated transport; SRP-dependent cotranslational protein targeting to membrane, translocation. The record is from RefSeq and is a predicted model, not a curated record.
CUUUUGCUACUUCCAGGAUGUUUCUGUCUGUUUUUCUUCUUCAAUUCAUUAAGUGUUUAUUAGAUAUUUCUCUUUAACCAAAUUAUAGAAUUCUAUACUAUAACACAACUUUUUUUUGUUAACGCUAGUUUAAUCAGUUUUUAUAACACAUUUACAAUAUUCACAUCAUGUCUAAAGCAAUUGGUAUUGAUUUAGGUACAACAUACUCCUGUGUUGCUCAUUUUACUAAUGAUAGAGUUGAAAUCAUUGCUAAUGAUCAAGGUAACAGAACCACUCCAUCUUAUGUGGCAUUUACUGACACUGAGAGAUUGAUUGGUGAUGCUGCCAAAAAUCAAGCUGCUAUGAACCCCAAAAACACUGUUUUUGAUGCUAAAAGAUUAAUUGGUAGAAAAUUCAGUGAUACUGAAGUUCAAACCGAUAUGAAACAUUUCCCAUUCAAAAUCAUUUCCAAAGCUGGAAAGCCAAAUAUUGAAGUUGAAUUCAAAGGAGAAACCAAAGUCUUCAGUCCUGAAGAAAUUUCAUCAAUGGUUUUAAUUAAAAUGAAGGAAACCGCAGAAAGUUAUCUUGGUGGUACAGUCAAGGAUGCUGUCAUUACCGUUCCAGCUUACUUUAAUGAUUCACAAAGACAAGCUACCAAGGAUGCUGGUUUAAUUGCUGGAAUGAAUGUUUUAAGAAUUAUCAAUGAACCAACUGCUGCCGCUAUUGCUUAUGGUCUUGAUAAAAAAGACAGUGGUGCUGGCGAACACAAUGUUCUUAUUUUUGAUUUAGGUGGUGGUACUUUUGAUGUCUCCUUAUUGUCUAUUGAUGAAGGUAUCUUUGAAGUUAAGGCUACCGCUGGUGAUACCCAUUUAGGUGGUGAAGAUUUUGAUAACAGAUUGGUCAACCACUUUGCUAACGAGUUUAAGAGAAAAUUUAGAAAAGAUUUAAGCGGCAACCAAAGAUCUUUACGUCGUCUCAGAACUGCUUGUGAAAGAGCAAAGAGAACUUUAUCCUCUUCCACUCAAACAUCAAUUGAAAUUGAUUCAUUAUAUGAAGGUGUUGAUUUCUAUACCUCAAUCACUAGAGCUAGAUUUGAAGAACUAUGUGCCGAUUUAUUUAGAUCUACUGUUGACCCUGUUGAAAAAGUCCUUAAGGAUUCCAAAUUAGAUAAAUCUCAGGUUCAUGAAAUUGUUUUAGUCGGUGGUUCUACUAGAAUACCAAAAGUCCAAAAACUUGUUUCUGACUUUUUCAAUGGAAAACAGCCCAAUAAAUCAAUCAACCCAGAUGAAGCUGUUGCAUAUGGUGCUGCCGUCCAAGCUGCUAUCUUAACCGGUGAUACCUCUUUCAAAACCCAAGACUUGUUGUUAUUGGAUGUCGCUCCAUUAUCAUUAGGUAUUGAAACCGCUGGUGGUGUUAUGACUAAAUUGAUUCCAAGAAACUCCACAAUUCCAACAAAGAAAUCAGAAAUCUUCUCUACUUAUGCUGACAAUCAACCAGGUGUCUUGAUUCAAGUAUUUGAAGGUGAAAGAGCAAGAACUAGAGACAACAAUCUUUUAGGUAAAUUUGAAUUGGCUGGUAUUCCUCCAGCACCAAGAGGUGUUCCACAAAUUGAAGUUACUUUUGAUAUCGAUGCCAACGGUAUUUUGAAUGUCUCAGCUGUUGAAAAGGGCACUGGUAAGUCUAAUAAAAUUACUAUCACUAAUGACAAAGGUAGAUUAUCAAAAGAAGAUAUCGACAGAAUGGUUUCUGAAGCUGAAAAAUUCAAAGAAGAGGAUGCCAAGGAAUCUGAAAGAGUUGGAGCUAAAAACGGACUAGAAUCAUACGCAUAUUCAUUGAAAAACACAUUGUCUGAAUCAAAAUUCAAAGAAAAAAUUAUUGAAAGUGAAAGAGAAGAAUUAAGCAAAGCCAUUGAAGAGACCAUCAAAUGGUUAGAUGAAUCACAAUCUGCUUCAACUGAUGAAUACAAAGACAGACAAAAGGAAUUGGAAGAAAAGGCCAAUCCAAUUAUGAUGAAGUUCUAUCAAGAUGGUGGUGCUCCAGGUGGUGGUGCUCCAGGUGGCGGUGCUCCAGGUGGUGGAUUCCCUGGUGGAUUCCCUGGUGCUGGCCAUCCAGGUGCAUCAUCUGGUCCAACUGUUGAAGAAGUUGAUUAAGCUUUAUUUUGUUUUUGUUAAUCUUUUUUUUUUUUUUGUUAUUUCUAAGUUUCUUUCAUUUCUAAUUUCG